Molecule: messenger RNA, 321 nt
Organism: Capsella rubella
Lineage: Eukaryota; Viridiplantae; Streptophyta; Magnoliopsida; Brassicales; Brassicaceae
Exons: 2
Coding region: 1-321 (106 amino acids)
Source: RefSeq, a predicted model, not a curated record
AUGUUUACUAUUAUUUUCAUAUUGCUUGUUGUGCGAACAUCGUCGUUAAGACCUUAUCAUGGAUGUACCCGAGACAAAACUUAUGAAGAUUUAGUUUAUUGUUCUCCGUCUUUGAGGCUAAAUUCACCAUUUAUUCCUCCAAUACCUCAAUGCUGUAAAAACUUAAAAAUUGACAAGAUGCGUUGUCUUUGUAAUGCUGUCAACUCCCAAUUUAUCCAAGUUUUUGAUGUACAAAAGCUCAACAAACUAUCUCACGCAUGCGGCAAUCUAUUAAUUCCCGGCUCUUAUUGUGGAUUAUACAAAGUUCCCGGUGGUGCAUGA